AUGGACUGUUUUGAAAUUGUGUUUGACAACAAAAACGGUUACAUCCCUGGCAGUAAUGUUACUGGUAGUGCCAUUAUCAGGACGAGCACAGAUAUCAACGCACGUUAUCUAAAAAUUUGCAUUCAUGGAGCUGCUCACACAAAAUGGAGUGAAGGAGUACAGCGACACAGAUAUUGUGACGGGAAAAAGGAAUAUUAUACGGAGAUCGAGCACUACUCAUCGGAAGUCAACUAUGUCAACGGUGAAACAAUUGCAUGGAGUGCUACAAACGGAAACGGGUUUUUACCAGCCGGUCAUCACGUCUUCCCGUUUUCGUUCCCACUCCCUGUUGACUGCCCACCAAGUUACGAAGGCUUUCAUGGACAUAUUCGUUAUUCAGUACGUGUUGAGCUUGAUAGGCCAUGGAAGUUUAACAAAAAGGAACGGGAAGAUUUUAAAGUAAUUCCUAACUUCGAUUUGAAUUACUUCCCAUAUGGUAAUGUUGCUGUGCAACAAAGAGAUAUUAAGGACAUUGGUGCAAUAUUCAAGAAGGGAAUUGUGACAAUGACCGUAACUUUACCAAAGCAAGCAUACGCACCCGGAGAGGUCAUACCAAUCACAAUCGAUAUUGAUAACGCAUCCAAACGACCAGCUUACUGUGUACGUGCAGAACUCCAUCAGCACUCACAUUACCAUGGUAGUCUCCAUUCCCUGCUCGGCACUUGUUCCUCACAUCACGAGCAUCACAAAGAUGACAGCAAGAGGGUGGUGGAGAGCAGGAAAAACAUCAAAAUCGCAGCAAAGUCACAAGGACGUGAAGAACUGAAAAUGAAGCUUCCGAAAUUGACUCCAACGUUUGAGUGCCCUAUCAUCAGUGUUGAAUACUGCUUGUCUGUGAAGCUUGACACCGAAACUUCGAUGAAUAACACAUUGCACUGUGAAUUCAAUAUCAUUAUUGGAACAAUCCCCACCAAUCAACCACAACCUAUUGUUCUCUCUUCUUCUGUUCCUCAAGUCCCAAGUGCUCCUCCAGCUAUUGAGAGAACUGAGUCGAUGCCGCCACCUUACUUUUUGGUGCCACCUACCAAAAUGAGUGAUGACACAGCUGGCCCAUCAGCCCCACCACCAACUUAUGAAGAGUCUGUGUCUAUUACAAAAGUUUGA
Molecule: messenger RNA, 1143 nt
Organism: Caenorhabditis remanei
Lineage: Eukaryota; Metazoa; Nematoda; Chromadorea; Rhabditida; Rhabditidae
Exons: 5
Coding region: 1-1143 (380 amino acids)
Biological process (GO): protein transport
Cellular component (GO): cytoplasm
Source: RefSeq, a predicted model, not a curated record